AUGAUGAACACCUAUGAAGAAUAUGGUGAGGAGGAGCUUAGUGACUAUAUCAUCCAGCUCAGCAUUCAGGACUCGUGCCAGGACGCCUUUGUGAAAUCUGCAGCCAGUUUAGCAGCGGCGACAGAUGAAAACCUGAGAGUCCUGGCUGCCAUCGAGCAAGGUGAGGUGUCGGUGCUCAGGGAGAUGCUCAGGCACACUUUCGCCUUCAGGGAGUCGGACAGUCGCGGCUGGCUUCCCCUCCACCGAGCUGCAUCCCAGCCGGUGCUGGAGGUUCUGGAGACCGUCCUGAUGUCUCAGGGACUCAGCCUGGAGGAGAGAACGGCCGUGGGCGGAGAGACGCCGCUGACGCUGGCAGUUAAAGCCGGACUGGUGCAGAACGUGAAGAGCCUGCUGGAGCACGGAGCCUUGCCUCACACCACCAACAGCAAGAACGAGUCGCCGCUGCUGCUGGCGGUGAGGGCCAGCUCUUACGAGAUGACGUACACUCUGGUGGUUCAUGGCGCCUGGGUGGAGCAGGUCUGCCGGAAGAAGUGGACAGCCGUGCACGAGGCGGCCAAAGUCGGGAAUGUGGACAUCCUGAUGCUGCUGCUGAGGAAUGGCGGGCGGGUGAACCAGAGGGACGUGACGGGAGUGACGCCGCUCGCUGUGGCUGCAGAGCACGGACACUUCCACAUCACUGAGAUCUUGCUGAACUGUGGAAGCAGAGUGAACUCUCAGGCCUGUAACGGGGAAAGUGUCCUGCUGGAUGCAGCCGGAUCAGGAAAUACCGCCUGCAUUCAGCUGCUGCUGGACAACGGAGCCAACCCCAACCUGCCCAGCAUCACUGGACACCUGCCCAUCCACAAGGCAGCGUACGCUGGACACUACGAUGCUCUGAAGAUGCUGAUACCUCUGACCACUAAGAAGGCCAUCAAGGACGCAGGUCAGAGUCCAGUCCACUCUGCAGCGGAGGGAGGACAGAGCCGCUGCCUGCAGCUCCUGCUGGCCUGCGGCUUCGACGUCAACUACCGCAUGAACACCAGAAACUCCGAAAACUACCGGGACAUGAGGAAGAGUGCCUUGUACUUCGCCGUCUCCAACGGGGACGUGGAGGGCACCAAAGUCCUGCUGGCGGCCGGAGCGAAGACGGACCUGGACCCGCUGUGCUGCCUCCUGGUGGCGGUCCGGUCCGGACGCUACGAAAUCGUGAGGCUGCUGCUGGCGGCCAAAGCAGACGUGAACUGUUACUUCACGGUGGUGAGCGACACAGUGUUUCCCACGGCGCUGCAGUACUGCCUGAAGGACGAGGUGAUGAUGAGGCUGCUGCUCAACAAUGGCUACGACGUGGAGAGCUGCUUUCACUGUUACCAUGACAACGCUUUUGACGCUGUGGAUGAUGUGGAUGGGAAAAUUCCUUUCUGCGAGUUCAUGAGUCUGUGCUGCCUCAUGCAUCUGUCCGGGAGCGUGGUCCGGAUCCUGCUGGACUACGUCAGCCACGUCCACAUCUGCUCCAAACUCAGACUCAUCCUGGAGAGACAGAAAGAGUGGCCUGAAAUAUGUGAAAUCCUCAGCAGUCCUCGCUCCCUCAGGCACCUCUGCAGACUGGAGAUCAGGAGGCUUUUGACCCUGAAGAGACUCAACAAACCUGAAAUCAUGAACUCACAUGUUUUCCCUCCCAGACUGAAGAGCUUCAUACUGUACCAGGAGCUCGACCUCUACAGCCAGGACCCUGAACGCAUCAUGUGA
Molecule: messenger RNA, 1725 nt
Organism: Toxotes jaculatrix (banded archerfish)
Lineage: Eukaryota; Metazoa; Chordata; Actinopteri; Toxotidae
Product: ankyrin repeat and SOCS box protein 15-like
Exons: 9
Coding region: 1-1725 (574 amino acids)
Biological process (GO): intracellular signal transduction
Molecular function (GO): protein binding
Source: RefSeq, a predicted model, not a curated record